Molecule: messenger RNA, 1023 nt
Organism: Rhizoctonia solani
Lineage: Eukaryota; Fungi; Basidiomycota; Agaricomycetes; Cantharellales; Ceratobasidiaceae
Product: HCNGP domain-containing protein
Exons: 6
Coding region: 1-1023 (340 amino acids)
Biological process (GO): regulation of DNA-templated transcription
Cellular component (GO): nucleus
Source: RefSeq, a predicted model, not a curated record
AUGCAGAGCAUCAUUGGAUAUAGUGAUGACGACCGAAGUGAUGACGAGGUUAAACGGUCUUCGCCUACCAAGCCUCGGUCUAAAGACUCACUACUCCGAAAAUCCGUAUCGACUCCCAUAUUGAAGGCAUCUUCUAGUACUGAACAAAUACAUGUGGCAAAUGAACCCAGGGAUCUUGAAGGCACUGACUCUUCUACGGGAUCAAAACAAGCAGUACGAGGCGGCAAAAAACCCCGAAUCGACCCUACCAUAAUUCGACGCACGAUAGCUCAAGCUGUCAAGCCUCCCCAGGAACAACGAGAAGCACAACCCAAUGAGCCUCCGAGACUUCAGGACCUUUCGUUGGAACCCACCAAUGAUCCCAAACAAGCAGGCGCGGAUGAUUUGACACAAAUACGUGCCCUGCUACGACCUCCUCCCAUCGCAGGAGUAGAAAACUAUGGUAUUCCACCUCCAUCCGAAGACCCGGUGGACGCCGAGCUUGCUGCCAAAAUAUCCAAGUUCCUCGCCCUCAAAAAACAAGGAACACAUUUCAACGACAUUCUCAUGAAAAACAAGUCCUUCAACAACCCACAUAUAUACGCCAAACUCGUGGAUUUUGUCGAAGUCGACGAGACCGGAACGAACUUUCCGAAAAACGUAUGGAAUCCGCAUGAUAUUCGGCCAGAAUGGUAUGCGGAAGAAUUAGGCAAGUGGGCUACAGCGCAGAAGAAACGCAGUGCCGAGGCGGUCGCAGCUCAAGCACCUGGAAAACGGUCUCGCAUCGCCUUUGAUUCGGCUAGCUCGAGUUCUACAUCGAGUGUUCAUCCUUCUGUCUUGCAGAAAGGUAACAGACACUCGGAUGAAAAAAGAGGGAGACAUUCGGAUGAAUCUCGCAGCAGACGAUCGGACGGUGGAAGCAAGCGCAAGGAUGACGAUCGACAUGGGGGGCAGCGCUAUCAUCCGUAUCAGUACAAACCUGAUGCUAACAUGGGUUGGGUCCCUCGAAAUCACUCCGCUGGCGACCGGCCUCGGAGAUGGUAA